CGGCGCGGGCGGAGGGCGGCAGUGCGCAUGCGCGGGGAGGGGGCCCGGCGGCGCGUGGAGGUGGGGGUCACGUGGUACGGCACCGAUAGAACGGGGCUGUAGGACAUGAACAGGAUCCGGAUCCACGUCCUUCCAUCCAACCGCGGCCGCCUGACCCCCAUCCCUCGCCCCCAGGAGCCCCAAUGCUGCUCGUUCAGCCAACGUCAAUGUUCCCAGCCCCGCCUGGACGGCCACGACUUCUGCAUCAAACACAUCCUGGAGGAUCGCAGCGCCCCCUUCAAACAGUGCAGCUACAUCUCGGCCAAGAACGGGAAACGCUGCCCCAACGCUGCCCCCAAACCCGAGAAGAAGGACGGUGUGUCCUUCUGUGCUGAGCAUGCCCGUAGGAACGCGUUGGCCCUUCAGGCUCAGCUGAAGAAAUCCAGCCCCGGAGCCGUGAGCGAAUCCCUGCUGUGUCAGCUCAGCUCCUACGCCAGGAACGAGCCGGGAAACCAGGGCAGCGAGAGCAGCCGCAGCGAGGCCAGCAGGAUCCUGGAUGAGGACAGUUGGAGCGAUGGUGAACCCGACCCUGUCACAGUGGAUCAGACGUGGAGGGGGGACCCGGACAGCGAGGCCGACAGCAUCGAUAGCGACCAGGAGGAUCCUUUAAAACACGCAGGUGUGUACACAGCGGAGGAGGUUGCUCUGAUCAUGCGUGAGAAGCUGAUCCGCCUGCAGUCUCUGUACAUUGACCAGUUCAAGCGGCUGCAGCAUUUGCUGAAGGAGAAGAAGCGGCGCUUCCUGCACGGCCGCAAGGCGGAGCACGACGCUGUGGGCAGCAGCCUCCUGACGGGACCCGAAGGACUCACAGCCAAGGAAAGGGACAACCUGCGGCGCCUCAAGUGCCUGCGCCGUUACCGGCAGCGUUACGGCGUGGAGGCGCUGCUGCACCGGCAGCUCAAGGAGCGCAGGGUGAUGGCGACCGACGGCGCCGCACAGCAGGCUCACACCACUCGCUCCAGCCAACGAUGUUUGGCCUUCGUGGACGACGUGCGCUGCUCCAACCCGUCGCUGCCCAUGGCCCGGCACUGCCUGACUCACAUCUGCCAGGACUCCAACCAGACGCUGUUCAGACCCUGCCAGGGCUCGGAGGAGGUUCCGUGCAACAAACCUGUCCCCGUCAGCCUGUCGGAGGAGCCGUGCUGCCCGCUGCACCUUCGCCUGCCCCCGCAGCUCUACGUCCCGGAGCAGGUUCUGCCCGGCCCCGAGGAGCUGGAGGCGGCUCCCACCGACCUGUACCUGAGCGCGGCCGAGCUGCAGCCCAGCGAGAGCCUGCCCCUGGAGUUCAGUGAUGACCUGGACGUGGUGGGUGAGGGGCUGCAGUGCCCCCCAUCCCCUCUGCUCUUCGAUCCAUCCGCCGGCCUCGCUCCGUCCAUGCGGGAUGUGGCUGAAGCCCCCACUGACAUUUUGGCCUUGGAGGACCCCCCCCACGCCGCCGCCCCCCCCCCACACGUGGCACCCGCAGACGGGGGGACCCACAGCUGCCCCACGGCCACGGGGUCACCCACACAGGUGAGGAAUGGAGCAGUGCUGCUGGCUUAUGGGUCACCCCAUAGCCCGUAUCAUGGGGGGCUGGGGGGGACCCCAUAGCCCUGGGGGCUGGGAGACCCCAUACCCUGUAUCCUGGGGGGCAGUGGGUGACUCUACCCCAUAUCUCAGGGUCAGUGGGUGACCCCAUAUCCUAUAUGCAGGGGGUGGGCAGUGGGUGGCCCUAUAUCCCAUAUCAUGGGGGGCUGUAGGUGAUCCUAUACCCUGUAUUCUGGGGGCAGUGGGUGACCCCAUACCCCAUAUCCCAGAGGCAGCAGGUGACUACCCCAUAUCCAUGGGGCAGUGGGUGACCCCAUAUCCUAUAUGCUGGGGGGGCAGUGGGUGACCCUAUAUUCCAUAUCCUGGGGGGCCGUAGGUGAUCCUAUACCCUGUAUUCUGGGGGCAGUGGGUGACCCCUUACCCUAUAUUUAGGGGCAAUGGGUGACCCCAUAUCCUAUAUCCUGGGGUCAGUGAAUGACUCCAAACCCCAUAUCCUGGGGGGGCAGUGGGUGACCCCAUAUCCUAUAUGCAGGGGGUGGGCAGUAGGUGAUCCUAUAUCCCAUGUCCUGGGGGGCCAUAGGUGAUCCUAUACCCUGUAUUCUGGGGGCAGUGGGUGACCCCAUAUCCUAUAUGCUGGGGGGGCAGUGGGUGACCCUAUAUCCCAUAUCCUGGGGGGCCAUAGUUGAUCCUAUACCCCAUAUUCUGGGGGCAGUGGGUGGCCCCAUAUCCUAUAUUCCGGGGUCAGUGGGCAACUCCAAACCCCAUAUCCUGGGGGGGCAGUGGGUGACCCCAAACCCUAUAUUUAGGGGCAGUGGGUGACCCCAUAUCCUAGAUGUUGGGGGGGCAGUGGGAGACCCCAUACCCCCAAGGGCAGUGGGUUACCCUAUAUCCCAUAUCAUGGUGGGCUGUAGGUGAUCCCAUACCCUAUAUCCUGGGGGGCAGUGGCUGACCCCUUACCCUAUAUUUAGGGGCAGUGGGUGACCCCAUAUCCCCGAGGGGGGCCAAGAUAUGAACAUAGGGUAUGUGACCCCAUAUCCUGUAGGGCAAUAUGUGACCCAUAACCAAGGCAAUGGCUGGCCCCAUCCAUUCAGGGCUGUGCCCCCCCCAUCCCCACAUCCCCUCCCCCUUUUAGGGCCGGCAGCCCCCCCCCCCAUCCCCAUUAUUCCCCCCCCCAUCCCGGCCCUGACUGAAAGCCUUCGGUUCCCCCAUAACCGCCGGCUUCAAGCAGGAGCCCAUAGAGCCGCUCUCAGUCUGUCGGACCCCCGACCCCACAAUGGGGGCACCUGGUUCGUAUGGGAGCCACAC
Molecule: messenger RNA, 2871 nt
Organism: Coturnix japonica (Japanese quail)
Lineage: Eukaryota; Metazoa; Chordata; Aves; Galliformes; Phasianidae
Source: RefSeq, a predicted model, not a curated record